UACAUGGCCGAUAUUUCAUUUCAUUCAUUUAUAGCUUCCUUUUCUGUCUUAUAAAUGAUUAUCUAUAUACGGGUGGUCGUCGAUCAAGAUUUCCGUAUAAAUUGUUAAAUGAAGGUGCUAUAAGCGUUUAUUUUAUGAAAAAACUGUAGGUUAUAAAUUGUUAAAUAAUGAUCUUACUCGAGAUCAAUAAUAGAAUUAUAGAAGAAACGCUAACAGUAAAAUACAAAAAUGCACUGGCGCGCUUAAAGCCAGAAUCCAUAGAUGUGACGGUUGCAGAUUUUGAUGGAGUCCUCUUUCAUAUAUCCAAUGUUAAUGGAGACAAAACCAAAGUUAGGGUUAGUAUAUCACUGAAGUUCUACAAACAAUUAGAGGAGCAUGGUGCAGAUGAACUUCUCAAAAGAGUUUAUGGACCACUCCUCACUGAGCCGGAAUCAGGUUACAACGUGUCCGUCCUACUGGACCUGGAGGCGAUCCCCGACGACUGGGAGGAGACCGUCCGGAAGGUCGGGCUGCUGAAGCGCAACUGCUUCGCGUCCGUGUUCGAGCGCUACUUCCGCCUCCAAGAAGACGGGGAUGUGGCCCAGAAGCGCGCGGUCAUCAACUACCGCCAGGAUGAGACGCUAUACGUGGAAGCGCAAGAGGACCGAGUGACGGUGGUGUUCUCGACGGUGUUCCGUCACGAGGACGACAUGGUGAUCGGCAAGGUGUUCAUGCAGGAGCUGAAGGAGGGCCGGCGGGCCAGCCACACAGCGCCGCAGGUUUUAUUUUCACAUAAGGAACCACCACUAGAACUCAUGGACACUGAAGCGAAAGUAGGAGAAAAUAUCAGUUAUGUUACAUUCGUGCUGUUCCCUCGGCACACGUGCUCGGAGGCGCGCGACAACACGAUCGACCUGCUGCACAUGUUCCGCGACUACCUGCACUACCACAUCAAGUGCAGCAAGGUGUACGUGCACUCGCGCAUGCGCGCCAAGGCCGGCGACCUGCUCAAGGUGCUCAACCGGGCCCGCCCGCAGCAGCAGCGCCAGGAGAGGAAGACCAUCACGGGGAGAACAUUCGUGAGGCGGGACUGAGUGCGGGCCCCGGAGCCACCACGAGCCUUGUUGACCACGAGAGCGGCUCCGCCCGCGCCGCGCCCGGGGGCUCCACUCCGGCAAUGUGCGUAUUUCCUUCACUCUGUAUGUUCCCGAUACCUGUGUAUUCUAGUGUUCGCGUGCCACGACGUUUUGCAACAUUUAUCAACUAUACUUUCAAUUUGAAUCAUUUCAAUAAACAGUACAGGAAUGCCAAAUAUUAAAAAAAUGCUCAAUAUUGUGUUGGUCGCCGAACUUUACAAAAUGAAAUGUGCACAUUGUUUUCACAAAUAUUUAUUGUCAACUCUUCAUGCCUAGCGUAAUGUCAAUAAAUAAUGUUGCUGUAGUACCUACUUGUUGAUAGCAAAAUUAUGCUUUAUUAUAUGAGAGUUCUAUUUAUGGGGCCCCGGGCGGGCCCGCGAUCCUUCUCGUAGCUUACGUAAUUUUGGGAUCUAUAUCUGAAUCCCUAAAGUCUUUUCUCCUAUCUUUGCAUUCCCUAAUAUUGUUUGUCAUAAUGAUCAGUUGUCCUAACACUAAGAACCCUAAUUUUGGUUUCCCUAUUAUUGAUUACUUAUCCUAAUGUUAUUAAGCAUAUUUUCUUUUUUGCGAGAGUCGCAGUUCUAACCCUAACCUAACCCACUUGUGGCAGCAAGUUCUAAAACCUAACCAUUUUGCAGAACCUUACAUUAUGGUAAAUCGUUAUGACAAUUCAUGUGCCCAUUAGGACAAAUCAUUUAGGGCAAGUGACUUUAGGACAAACGUUGUUAGGGAUUCAGAAUGGCACCCGUAAUUUUGUUGAUGUAAGUAACCCGAUUACCAAUCCUCGACUAGAGUAUAAUGUAUUAUAAACCUAGCCUAUUAUUGUUUCGGAUGACAGACUUGUAAAGAUGUAUAUCUCCGGACGGACAUGCACAAACUCGUACGAAUUACUCACUAUUAAUUUUGUAACUACACCGUCUAGUUUGAUAACGCUAUUUAUGCAAUAUACGAACAAUAAUUAUUUAAAUAAAGUUACUCUCUUACGUUGUUAGGUAGGCCCGAUUCAAUUAUAAUCUAAGUGAAAGUGUAUAGUAUCUCUCAAUAGAAUCUUCCAUAGACCGAGGCUGCGUGGGUGUAAAGGCCUUAUUGAUGUCGGCUCGAUAGAUCGCUAGGUUAGAUGCGAUACUCUGUAUCCCGUUUAUAUGCAAUACCGACUCACAACACUUCAAUUCCAUAUUGCAUUAAAGAACAAGAUACAUUUAUUAUCUACAAUGAUUUAUAUAUAAAAUUUAAUGUAUUAAACUUUAUAAGAAUUCUUCGAAUUUAGUGUCAUAGUUCAUGAGAAAUAGAAAAUGGCACGUAACGUGUUAGACCACUUCCGCACCAAGUAUUUGCUCAAAUCGAACACCAAGGAGCUCUAUAGGAAUAGUGAACAUGUCACACUACAAUGUUUAGCCCUUAUUUCUGAAGCGAAUUCAUUUUGAAAGGCAAUGUUUGGGAUCUAGUGAAGUGGCACUCUAUUUGCAAAUCUGAAUUGUCUCCUUAUCUUCUUUACACUCAUAAGAGUCAUAUUGCAAUAAUUUAUAUGUAUAAUAGCGAAGAUAUUCAGAUUUGCAUUAAAUUUUAUUUUAAAAGGAGUGCAAAGAGUAGGCGAGAUUAACUACGUAAUUUUAGGUGAGAUUGUGGCAAAAAUAUCGAUCGAGUCAUGGACUGAAAGUUAUUUAGACUACGAGUAUCAUUAAUGGGUCGUUUGGAUGGAAUAAUGUAAAUCGCUAAGUCAUAAUUAAAUUGCAUGAGUUGAUAACGUGACAAAUAUUAACAAUUGACAGAUUGAUUAUAAAAGAUACGGCAAGUAGUCGAGUAUGAAUGGAAUGUAAUACAUAAAGCGUGUAGACACAAUUUAACUAAAAAAAUUAGCUAACUUGAAUUUUAUGUAUUUUUUUUUGCAAGAUGUAUUAUUUAUGUAUUAUAAAAUGUAAGUUAAAUGUUGCUUUAAAGUUAUAGCUUACAAUUUGAUGAUUGUUUUUUCUGUCAGUUGAAGCGCCAGAUUAUGUAAACUGUGCAGAUUAUGAAGGUUAUUUGUGAAUAUGUAAUUAUUCUUGUGAUUUAAAAUCCGUUUAUACUGUAUUUUUAUUUUCUAGAUUAAAGAAAACAUCUUACUGCAA
Messenger RNA from Cydia fagiglandana, 3217 nucleotides. RefSeq names its product probable actin-related protein 2/3 complex subunit 2 (gene Arpc2). Gene Ontology annotation, cellular component: Arp2/3 protein complex; actin cytoskeleton. Bases 168 to 1073 code for a protein of 301 amino acids. Gene Ontology annotation, molecular function: structural constituent of cytoskeleton; actin filament binding. Gene Ontology annotation, biological process: Arp2/3 complex-mediated actin nucleation; actin filament polymerization. The transcript is spliced from 8 exons. NCBI's taxonomy places the organism in Eukaryota, Metazoa, Arthropoda, Insecta, Lepidoptera, Tortricidae. The record is from RefSeq and is a predicted model, not a curated record.